GGUUUUGGGUUUCAGAGAAAUCAUUCAGUAAUUGCAAAAUGCAUCUACAGUACACAGCUUUGUUGGGGCUCUUGAGCCUGGUUUUAUUUUGUGGAGCAAGUCCGUCUCACCGGGUUAGAGGCAGUUCGGCCCCACCACCUCUCACUGGAGGGAUAUUAAGUGUCUCUCGCUCUCCCGAUUCUACUGAAAGUUCGGAGGACCAACCGCUCACUGGAGGGAUAUAUAGGUCCCAUUUUAGACGCAGUACGGAGGCCCCACCACCUCUCACUGGAGGGAUAUUAAGUGUCUCUCGCUCUGCCGAUUCUACUGAAAGUUCGGAGGACCAACCGCUCACUGGAGGGAUAUAUAGGUCCCAUUUUAGACGCAGUACGGAGGCCCCACCACCUCUCACUGGAGGGAUAUUAAGUGUCUCUCGCUCUCCCGAUUCUACUGAAAGUUCGGAGGACCAACCGCUCACUGGAGGGAUAUAUAGGUCCCAUUUUAGACGCAGUACGGAGGCCCCACCACCUCUCACUGGAGGGAUAUUAAGUGUCUCUCGCUCUCCCGAUUCUACUGAAAGUUCGGAGGACCAACCGCUCACUGGAGGGAUAUAUAGGUCCCAUUUUAGACGCAGUACGGAGGCCCCACCACCUCUCACUGGAGGGAUAUUAAGUGUCUCUCGCUCUCCCGAUUUUACUCUACCACCUUACGACCCAGACCACCCUUUUACUUUCGAUCCUAACGACGACCCACUCCUUGGCGCUGGCAUUAUAAUAUAAAUCAGGGAUUCAACUACUUCUAAAUCGGAGGACCCAGGCUUUCUUGACGAGAUAUAUAACAGGGAUUCAGAUACUUCUUCAUCUUCUUCUGCUCCUGAUUUUACUUAAUCUAACUAUGAAUACCAACUUUUUAUUUUGUUUGUUGUUGCAACCUAACUAAACUUGUAUUUUAUUUUAUUUUUUUGUUUUUUGUUUACUUAAUAAAUCCAAAUAUAUUUGCAUA
Messenger RNA from Drosophila kikkawai, 981 nucleotides. RefSeq lists its product as uncharacterized. The record is from RefSeq and is a predicted model, not a curated record. NCBI's taxonomy places the organism in Eukaryota, Metazoa, Arthropoda, Insecta, Diptera, Drosophilidae.